UUCCUAUCAUCAUCCUCGAAGGCUCUACCCUCUACAAUUAGCUCAUCGGCGAAGUCCAAUGGAACCGCGAAGCCAACGAGCUACAGGAACGCGCUGGAACUCGAGCCUUACCCUACCCGGUACCAGAAAUACCGGGCUGUUUCGAGCAGUUGUUGGAGCAUCAAGCACGUUAUACGUUCUCAUGGAAGGGUUCAUUUCUCGCAUAUAGUUUCGAUUACAUGACCACGACCCAAGACGUAGCUGACGAGUUACCUUUGGAUGCCGCGAUACACCCCUUGAACAUGUUCGCACGACAAUUGCGGGCCUUCUUCAAUCUCUUGAGACAUGGACGCCCGACAACAAGUGUGAUCUUGAGAGCCUGGCGUGAACACCAGGUUUUGGACGAAGACUUCCAGGUUCGAUUCACCGGAGAAGACUCUGCAGAAAUCACGAGCGAAGACGGGACCGCUGAGAACGAAGCAACACCGAUCGAAUUCGUUGGUGAUGCAGAGCCGCCGAUCCUUGCAGAUGUUGUAAUCCACGGCACAGCCCUCCACAGACUUCUCAAGGAAUGUGUCCAAACGCCUCGCGAUCUGACCACCUUCGUACGCACCGAACACUACCCGGAGAACAUGCCCACUCUUCUGGACUCGGAGAUACCGGCCUUGAUCGAGAAGUUCCGAGCCUACGACGCCUUCUAUUGCUUCGAAGACUGCUACUACACACCUGGCUACAAUUUCGACUGCAUCUACACCGAUGCUCACGUUGGUGUUUCUGCGGCUGCUUCCCGGCAGGCUCUGGAGCUGUUCGCCCAGAAACUCUGGGUUUUCUUCAACGCUUCAGGGAACGAGGCGUUCACGACGAGAAUUUGCGGGCUGGCAAAGCAGACGGGCGAGGAUGUUGGGGAUGACUUCACAGGCCAUCGAAUCUCCGGCUGGCAAGACGGUUUUGUGUCGACCAACGAGAUUGAGCGCAUGAGAUGAGCUGGAAUCGCUCUACGCGCCCAAGGUCGUCGCCGUUCUUCGUCAACACGCUCCAUCCUUGAGGAUCCCCACCGUCAAUCGACUGCGCCAUAGACACCAAGAUUUCAUUUCUACUGAACCAAGCUGGGCCUUCGAAUCUGAUCCGAACACGCUGCUUCUCGGGACUCCCGUGGCACGAGCUCCGGCGCCAUCCUGUAAAGGGUAUAAUCUUUACAAGUAGACGCAGUUCACGAAUGAAUUCAUAACUGGUCUCAAUUCUUCUGCUGUGUAAGACACGCCCCAAUCAAGUAGAUUUUUGUAUCACAGAUUGCUAAUUCAGUCUCGGACCUAGACC
Messenger RNA from Cercospora beticola, 1296 nucleotides. RefSeq lists its product as uncharacterized. The record is from RefSeq and is a predicted model, not a curated record. NCBI's taxonomy places the organism in Eukaryota, Fungi, Ascomycota, Dothideomycetes, Mycosphaerellales, Mycosphaerellaceae.